GCUAUAAGAACGGAGAUGAGCCAGUGCUGGAGACCCAUCCGCGACUCGCGUCCCCUUCAAGCAGUAGUGCCACCGCAACAAGUGUGCUCCGGACAACUUCACCACCAACUAACCGCCAUCAUGCACAAGUUCGUCAUCCUUCUGGCCUGUAUCUGCGUUGCCGCCGCACAGCGGGGCUUCACACCGGUGGAGAACUACCCUCCGAUCCCGUACUCCUUUAACUACGCCAACCAGGACGCCGAGGGUUCGCACACUCAUGAAGAGAGCGGCGAUGGCAGCGGACGGGUCCAGGGUCGCUACACCCUCUCGCUGGCCGACGGCCGCACUCGUACCGUCACCUACACGGCCGACGAGAACGGGUACCGCGCCGAGAUCGUCACCAACGAGCAGGGAACCGAGUCCAAGAACCCCGCUGACGUCGUGAUCCAGUCGAGCGCCCUGCCAGGACCCGAGGCCGCCAUCGCCAACGAACCCAACCGGCUCAGGGGCUAG
Messenger RNA from Rhipicephalus sanguineus (brown dog tick), 492 nucleotides. RefSeq names its product cuticle protein 10.9. The record is from RefSeq and is a predicted model, not a curated record. The transcript has 3 exons. Gene Ontology annotation, cellular component: extracellular matrix. NCBI's taxonomy places the organism in Eukaryota, Metazoa, Arthropoda, Arachnida, Ixodida, Ixodidae. The coding region runs from base 16 to 492 and encodes 158 amino acids.